GCCUGGAAAAUUCCGGUUGCUGCCAUCGCAAACUGUCAACUAGACAGCCAUAAUCCCUGGAAGAUGCAAAUUACGCCCUGCUCAAUCCGAUAGCAAAUACCUUCCCUACCAACACUAUAACCAGAUAAUAUAAUUGUCAGACGGUGCUCAGCGACUAACGUGUUUACGAGUUACAAUAUUACUCCGCCAUGUUCUCCGUCAUCAUUCCAGGCAGACCUUGUCUGACCAACAUAGUCGCCGUCGACGGCCAACCAAACGGCCAGCCUACCAAGUUUGCUUUCACAUUCCCCCUUACGCCCUCGUUCACGGACGUCGUCGUAUUCUUCCUCCCCGGCACCGUCCUCCCGCAAGACACAGCAGCCGCAAUCUACAUCCAAUUACCAGAGCAAACACCCUCCCCCAACGGCCCAGCAUUCCGCUUCAUAGGCGCACUAGCCAAUGAGAAACCAUCCGCAGUAUUCAAAGUCCGCCCCGGCGAAACACCAUCCACACCGCAGCGUUCAGAAGCCGAAGACCAAGAUGAAAUGCUAGACGAAGGCGCAAGCAACCUCUCCGGCGGCGUGUCGCCGGGAGGUAUGGUGACGUUGGGAAUUUCGAUCGAGCCCGUUCAGACUGUUGCGCCGCAGCUGGCGCAAUUAGAGGCUGAGAAGCCGGCGGCUGCUGGGGCGUCGACGGAUCUUGUGCAACAGAUUAUUGGUAAUGCGUUUAAUUUUCUGGCGAGUUUUGCGGCGCCGGAUCCUAAUCAUAAGGGGGAGGAGGUUGUGACGUUGAAAAGCUUUCGGGAUUGGUGGACUAAGUUUGAGAGGAGGGUGGAGAUGGAUCCGUCGUUUUUGGAGAAGGAGGAUCCGAAUGCUCAGGGGUGAUUGUCGCUUUUUCUGGUCUAUAUGAGAGGACGACAGGGCGAAUUUGCUGAGCAUGUUGCUGGAGAUAUAAUGGUUCUUGUUGGAAGUUGUUAGUAUACCAGAGGCUCGCUAUAUACAGUUGCAAGUAAAUAUCUUUAAUAACGAUGACGAUCUCAAGAGCAAAACAAACCCUCUGUUCCUCUAUAAUCAAAAACCUCUAUAGUUAGAUAUAUACAAACUUAUAGUAGUUUCAUAAAAUCAUGUUUACUCCCUGUCCUCCAGCAAGAAA
This is a messenger RNA of Aspergillus glaucus CBS 516.65, 1131 nucleotides long. Its product is annotated as OPI10 family protein. NCBI's taxonomy places the organism in Eukaryota, Fungi, Ascomycota, Eurotiomycetes, Eurotiales, Aspergillaceae. Gene Ontology annotation, cellular component: cytosol; nucleus. The transcript has 2 exons. The record is from RefSeq and is a predicted model, not a curated record. Gene Ontology annotation, biological process: protein import into nucleus. Gene Ontology annotation, molecular function: nuclear import signal receptor activity. The coding region runs from base 189 to 863 and encodes 224 amino acids.